Molecule: messenger RNA, 425 nt
Organism: Leptopilina heterotoma
Lineage: Eukaryota; Metazoa; Arthropoda; Insecta; Hymenoptera; Figitidae
Product: putative odorant receptor 19b
Exons: 4
Coding region: 44-385 (113 amino acids)
Biological process (GO): sensory perception of smell; detection of chemical stimulus involved in sensory perception of smell
Cellular component (GO): plasma membrane
Molecular function (GO): odorant binding; olfactory receptor activity
Source: RefSeq, a predicted model, not a curated record
UUCAACUUUUCUGUUUUUUUCUACUGGAAUAAUAGUGGCAUUGAUGAGCUUUCAAGGUUUAAUGUUGAUAAAAAACAUCGAUAACAUUGAGUUUGUUAUGAAAUUCUCUUCCAUCGCUUUAGGUCAAGCAACUCAUCUUCUGCUAAAUUGUAUUCCAGGACAGAAGUUGAUGGAUCAUAGUGCAAAUGUUUUUUAUUCCAUAUAUGAAAUUAAUUGGUACGAAAUGCCAAUUACUGUACAGAAAAUGUUAUUACUAAUGAUGAGGAGAAGUUUAAAAGAAACGAAAAUAACGGUUGGAACACUUGUUGUUUUUUCUAUCGAAACAUAUAGUUCGCUUAUGAAAAUGACUUUUUCCUACUUAAGUGUCUUAAAUUCCAUGAAGUAAAUACUUAUAACAAUAAUGAAAAAUAAAAUUGACAUCGUAC